GUAAAACCACAAACUAAGUCCCAGUGUUGCGAGUAUUUUGAUACUAUUGACUGUUAUAAUAAUGAAUUUGUUGUCAUGAAUCCCCCGUGCACAGAUCCUAAAGAAGUGGAUGCUGUGAACAAGUACCAAGAUGAUCUUAUAGAUUAUUACACAAACACAGAAUGCCAUAGUUAUCCCUACUUGCAAAAGCAACUAUGCCAAUUAGUCGAUACCCCACCGCCGGCCAAACCACUCCCGGUUGACAUAACCCUAUACUACGAGUACAAGUGUGGUCCGUGUCGUCGGGAAAUUAGUACACAAAUCGCGCCCGCAUUUGAAAAGCUAAAGUCCAUAAUGAAUGUGAACUUUUUCCCCUAUGGUUUGUCACAAUGGCAUCAGUGGACCAAAUUAUGCGCUGUUGAGAGCGAACCGGCGGACAAAUACGUGCCGUUCAUUGGAUGUGUUAUGGGAUCCAAAGACUGUGCCGACAAAGUGGGACUCGAUAUGACCACAAUUAAUGAGUGCGCUUACGGACCCUUAGGGCGGGGUUUGAUGUUAAGGGCGUAUGAAAAGGAUAUCGCCACUAAACCUGAUGUACAAUAUGUACCAUGGGUGUUUAUUAAUGGUGCCCACACUAACUAUAUGCUACGCAGGGGUGGCGACAAUUUUCACAAAGUUGUUUGCGAUGCUUAUGCCAUUUGCGAUUACUAUGGGACCAAAACCUGCUGA
This is a messenger RNA of Medioppia subpectinata, 708 nucleotides long. The record is from the annotation of a GenBank genome assembly. NCBI's taxonomy places the organism in Eukaryota, Metazoa, Arthropoda, Arachnida, Sarcoptiformes, Oppiidae.